CGAUAGUGAACAGUAGUUGUCACUGACAAGUGAGAGUGCAUCACAGUGAAAAGUCGUGAUCUAAAGAUUGUGAAAAGAGAAUAAUAUUCCGGUGUUUUUGAAAAGGAGAAUGUCUGAAAAAUCAUCUAGGAGAAGAAGAAGCAAGAGCGGAGGCCGGUGCCGUCGCGAAAGGGUUGAGGCCUACAAAGAGGUGGUAGAGAAGGAGAAAAAUGACGCAAUUGUGAAAAAUCCUCUCUCCAAUAGAAAUCAAAAGGAAAAAGGAAAUGGGAAGAGCGAUGCUACGAAAAAUGGUCCGAAUAGGAGUAAAGAGAAUGAGAAAAAUGGGAGAAAAAGAGAAAAUAGAUUUGAAGAAAGAGGGAGAGAAUCUAGUGGAAGAGGAAUUAUAAAUAAGAGAGGAUUCGGAGGUAGGAGAGGAUUUGGAGACAGAAGAGGGUUUGGGGUCAGAAGAGGAUUCGGAGAUAGAAAAGGAUACGGAAAUAGAAGAGGAUUUGGAUAUCACAGAGGAGACGGAGAAUUUGAAGAAAGGGGAUAUAAAAUUGAAAACCAAAGAGGUAGAGGAGGUGGAUUUAACAAAGGUCGAGGGGGGCAUAAAGAACCGGGUACUGUUAACUACAUCACCUGUAACAAUGUUUUUUGUUAAUUGUAAAAAUAGAUUUUUAUUUCAUUAUACUUCCUAUAAAGAUUCUUUUAUUAUUAUUUUAUUAAAAACCACGAGUACUUAGGAAAAGA
Leptopilina heterotoma is the source of this 729-nucleotide messenger RNA. RefSeq lists its product as uncharacterized. NCBI's taxonomy places the organism in Eukaryota, Metazoa, Arthropoda, Insecta, Hymenoptera, Figitidae. Bases 110 to 640 code for a protein of 176 amino acids. The transcript has 4 exons. The record is from RefSeq and is a predicted model, not a curated record.